Trypanosoma cruzi is the source of this 877-nucleotide messenger RNA. RefSeq lists its product as uncharacterized. Lineage: Eukaryota; Euglenozoa; Kinetoplastea; Trypanosomatida; Trypanosomatidae. The annotation marks the transcript as partial. The transcript has a single exon. The record is from RefSeq and is a predicted model, not a curated record.
AUGCCGGGUGAUCCUUCUCAUGUAAAUGCGGAGCGUCUUAAGGAACUGCGAGUGGCUGUUCACAAAUUCUUACAAGAUUCAAAUGUCUAUUCUAAAAUUCGUGAUAUUGUAGACUCUUAUGUUGCCGAAAAUCCAGGAGACUCAUCAAAUCCAGCUUCCUCUGCUGAUGUGAUGAAGAUUAUCCGAGAAAAAGGACUGGUUCAAGAUUUACUAAAUCGGUUACGCGGCGAGAAAAGUCCGGGUAUUGUGCAGACUCCAAACAAGGCUCUUUCAUGGAAGCUUCUUCCGGGUGAGUACUACCUUCAUCUUCGACUGGCUGGUGGGAAAGCAUUUGUUGACAACUUGGACCUUACUCCAAGUUUCGCUAAAGACUAUCAGAUGUACGUUGCGGUACACUUUGGGUCACAACGAUACCGAUCGAAUUUGGAGGAUGUUUCUUUGGAUCCUCCUUUUAGAGAUGAGUUCCUUAUAGAUCUUGAUUAUAAAUCAUUUGGGUCUUGUGCCGCAGACUUGAUAGAGGUUUCAACUCCACUACAUAUAGCCGUUUUUAGAGAGGAACGUCUUUUAACGUUUUCCAAGAUGGUUGGAGAAAAUAUUGUUGACUGGAGAAAGGUUUUACGCACAGGCUACCUUGGUUUAACUGUUGAACUUUGUGGAGAUAACCCAGGUAUUCCUGCUGGUAUAUUAGAGUUACAAUUGGAGUUAUUGCCUAAUAAGGCUCCUCGGUUUUCAGAAGAGGAUGUUGCAUCCAGAAUCGAUUUGCAGCGUUCUGCAAUCACUUCGGCUGACCGUGAGUUUCUUUUGUACGCACGUCGUUGGUGGAUGGAGUUUCAAGACAUUCGACCCACACAUAAGCAAAGAAAAAUAAAAGUGUUUG